AUGCGGCCGGCGCCUGCGCUCCUCCUGCUCCUGGGCCUGGGCUGGGGCUGUGGCCACCGUCCUCCGCCCCAGGCUCCUCGCGGGGCCCCGGCCGUCUCAGCCCUCGUCCCUGGGGCGCCUGCCGCGGCCCACGACUCCAAGGCCGGGCCUCGCGUCCCGGCACAGGGCGAGGUAACCACGCCGCGCUCAGUCGGGGGCGCCCAGGGCCUCGGGCUACCCGGUGGCCACACUCACCUCAGCCUGCGGCCACGCCGGGCCCUGCGCGGUGGCGUCCUGAGCGACGGCAGCCUCCGCCUCUGCUGCUUCCGCGGCCCCGCGCGGUGGCCACGCUGGCGCCGCGCCCCACGCUCUGCGCCCGCCCACGCGGACUCGCACCUCUCGGCGCCCGGCGGCCAGCCCUCCCGGCAGGGGCUCACCCACCCGCGGCGCUCGCUCUGGCCUGGCAGCCGCAGGGACGCGCCCUCCGCCUCCAGCGGGUUGCCCCGCUCCACCCCGCCUGGUGGCCCUCACCCCAGUGCGGGCUUCGUGACCCCAACCCAGUGCCCUACAGAUGCUCUUAGGUCUGUCGUUUCAGAAGCCGUCAACUCAGAUGGCUCCCCAGCCCCGGACUCUUCAGUGUCCUGUCCACUAUUAAGACAGGGGACUUGCGUUAUCAAAAAGCUAAAGGUCAACUCCUAUAUAGGCCGUCCCCCCCUGUUGUUGACCAGGGACAAGAACAUUUCCCUCUACGCCACCCUUUCGUAUGACUGCCCGUCACUUCAGAGCAAACACACUGACUGGAGCGUCUUUUCCACGCCCUCUCUGAUUAAGGAGCCCGACUGGACCAAGCCCUUGGUGAUACCGACGCUCCAGGUCGGGAACGACCCCACGAUCGUACACGUCCUCAAGAAUACUUUAUUUUUGGGGGUGUACGUGUUCAGAUUCUCAGUGAGCCUGGUCACGGCAAGCGGGCUUGUGGUAGAAGGCUCAGAUCAUGCCUACGUCUCCAUCGUCAGUAAUUUCCUGAGGGCGGUUAUUCUUGGAGAUGCCGACAUAAAGAUUAAUUUCACAGAUGGGCUGGUUCUGAAUGGAUCCACGUCCUCUGACCCAGAUGUGGACAACCCUUUGGAGGGACUCCUGUUUUCUUGGUACUGCACCACAAAUCCAAAAAACUACAACAGAAAUAAAAUAAACGUGAUAAGCAAGGACGUCUGUCUCCCAGAGCAGGGUGAUCUCGAGUGGACAUGGGCCUCUGGCCCUGUGCUGACGGUUUUGCCAGAGACGCUGAAAGGCGACCAAGUCUACUUUUUCAGAAUGGUGAUAAAGAAGCAUCACAGAACAGCAUUUGCUGCUAAAAGGGUCCAGGUGCUCCAAGGACCGACACCUGCAGCACAUAUUUCAUGUAUUGAAAAUUGUGAUGCGGUUUUGGUGAUAUCAGACAGAUUCUCUUUGUGUCUAAUUUGCACAAAUUGUUUAACAAGCCGAGAUGUGUAUAAGUGGUCGAUCCUGUUGCCUUCAGGGGGUGAGAUAGGGUUUGACUGGACGGGACAAACGUCGACGGGGAGGAAUAGCAGUUAUUUGUCCAUAAAAGCUUUUGCUUUCAAGAACUUUUUUGAAGCUAAGUUUUGGGUUUCUUUAGAUCUAGCAGCUUGGAGUGGAGUGACCACAGUCCUCAGGUAUCCCUUUAUCAUUAACUAUGCCCCUGAAAUUGGAGAAUGCAACAUUAAUCCAACUAAUGGAACUGCAUUUUUCACUAAGUUUAUUGUCCAGUGCAGUAACUUUAAGGAUCAGAACGUCCCUCUUACGUAUAAAAUUAUAGUAUCUGACUUGUACGGUUUUGCUGAAAUCAGUUCUUUGAAAGAGAACACUUUGGGGCCCAUCUUGUAUAUGGGCAACAAGCCCACGUCGCCCCCUUCCUUCCUCCCUGUCAGUAUGCUGGACCGUCAACUCGCCACUAAGAUUUUUGUCCAGGUGUAUGACUCUCUGGGAGCUUUUGCUCAGGUGACUUUGCACGCCAUGGUACAGGCUCCGACUGACAGGGACUCACCCGAGUCCGUGCUGCAGCGGUUACUGAACUUCACCACGGGACAGAGUUCAGAGAUGGCUACUUUGCUUCAAAAGCAGGAAUUUUUGCCCGCAGGCUACUUAACGUACGUAGCAGCCUCCGUUUUGAAUAGCGUGAAAGCUGAACCAGGUCUGCAGGAGGACAGAGCCAGGCUCCAGGAACACCUCGUCAACCAGUCCGUCGUGCUCCCUAUGAAUUCCCUGGAGGAAGUCAGCCAGGUAGUCACGGCCAUCACGAAAUUAACCCAGGACACGUCCGCCUUCCGUCCCGUCUCUCGGAAACUCGUCACGGGGAGGAUUUGGCAAGCGAACCAAGCCCUCCAGCAACAUCAACAGAACGAUGCAAACUCCCGCUCUGAACAAAUAGAAAUCGUGAGCACUGGGAUAUUAACAAGCGUGUCCAACAUCCUUAAAAUGAGUACUCACCACCAAAUCGUCGAUGAUCCCUUCUACGUCAUACAGUCUCUAGCAGAGACAAUAUUGACCAGUAAAGUGCCGGGUAAUGAAACCACUGUCACAACAACCUCCAGCUUCAACAUGUACAUCCGGAAAGUGGAAAGGACAGUUGCUACCAACGUCUUAGGCGAUGAGAAACACAGUCGGAAUCGUUUUCAUCCGACGCUCAAUACGAGCAGGGUCCCCGGUUUGUCCGCAGACGCUCAGAUCUCUAUGGUGUUUUGUGAGUUUGCAGAUGACCCCUUUCCUUGGUUAAACGACCAGGAGAGCCCCGGGACAGAUGUGGUUGGGUUCAGAGUGACCGGGGUUCAGGCUACCGGGCAGGUGCUCGAGAUCACCCCCGACGUGGCAGACGUCUACCUGGCCAGAAAAAACUUGAGCUCUGCAGCCUUUAAGCUCACGGUGGGCCCCGACAACGAGCCCGACAAGGUCGAGGUUUUGAGACAGACAACAGGGGCGUUCAGGUUUGAAGUGGACAGCAGGGAGGUGAGGGAGCUGCUGGUUCACGUCGUGACGGAGGUGACCGUGCUGUUCACCGUGCUGGUGUACGCCGGCAGUCAGAUCGCCCUUGCUGCUCUGGUGGCCACCUUCCUCGUGCCCCAAGAUAUCCCUCCAGUGGCCCACCAGAACGGCCUGUUCGACGCAGCCUGUCCAGUCAAGAUGGCCCGUGUGCUUUGCCUCCCGCCGUCCUUGCUCCGAGUCAUCGCUCAGCGGGGCGGCUCUUCCGAGUGCACCAUAGUCAUGGUGCUCCAGGCACCGCAUUUCGUCAUGCAGCCCAGCGACAAGCUGGUGAGAAUUGCUCUUUUCAGUGUUCGCUGCCUGGACAUGUAUGGGAUCCAGAGGGACUGGAUCGAGGACACCUGUGUCCUCGGGGAGACGACCACCUGGGACAGGGUGCACUGUGUCUGCAAGAACGCAAGGAGGGCCAGGCGGCAGCUGGACGCCAUAAGGCUGGCCAACAUCCGCCUGCGCAUCCGGUACCUGACGGCCAAGGUGAUCGUGCCCCCUAACCCUGUCGACCUGCGCUUAGAGGUCAUCAAGAAGGUCGCCCAAAAUCCCGUGACGGUCUCCACCGUUUUCUUCAUCAUGGCCUCGUAUAUAGUCCUAGCCUUCUGGGCCUUGCACAGAGAUGAGACUGACCAGUUUGUUUGGGACCAUGUGAUUGUUCUACCCGAUAAUGACCCUUACGAUGACGUAUGUUACCUCAUCACUGUUUUCACGGGAAGCCGUUGUGGGUCUGGGACCAGGGCCAACGUCUUUGUCCAACUUAGGGGGACAAGCAGCAGCAGCGAUGUGCAUUGUUUAAGCCACCCGAAUUUUAAGACCCUCUACCGGGCAAGCAUCCACACGUUCCUCCUAACGACCAAAAGUGACCUGGGGGACAUCCGCUCCAUCCGCGUCUGGCACAACAAUGAGGGCAGGGCCCCCAGCUGGUAUUUAAGUCGCGUCAAAGUGGAGAAUCUGUUCACCAGGCACAUCUGGCUGUUCAUGUGUCGGGAGUGGCUCUCCGUGGACACCUCUUUGGACAGAACGUUUCACGUCACCGACCCCAAUCAGCCUCUGCAGACGGGGGACUUUUUCCUGAUAGACGUGACUGAUAAGCUAGGGAAAAAUCACAUGUGGUUUUCUGUUUUCGCCAGCGCCACCACCCAGGGCUUCACUCGGGUCCAGAGGCUGUCCUGCUGUCUGGCGAUGCUGCUGUCUUCCCUGAUGUGCAACAUCAUGUUCUUCAACCUGAACACGGAGGAGGAGGACAGCGACCAAGGCAGCCGGUACAUCCGAUCGAUGGUCAUCGGCUUGGAGAGUGUCGUGAUUACCAUCCCUGUGCAAGUCAUGAUCACCUUUUUGUUCACCUACUCCCAGAGGAGGCCUCGGGUGACACUGGAGGAGGUGUCCCCUCGGCAGCCUCCCGCGGUGGAGGCAGGGAGACACUGGGAGGAACGCUUGGAGAAGUGGCAUGCCCAGGAAAUCACAAAGGCCCUCUCCAAGGAGGCUGACAAGCCCACAGAUCCGGGGUUCCUGAAGUCUCCUGUGAAGAAGACCUCCAAAGCAAGUCGCCGGCAUAAGAAAGCAAAGAGCAAGGACUCAGGCACCCACAGAACAGAUACAGAUACAGACACAGAUACAGACACAAAUGUAAAUACAAAUGCAAACACAAAUACCAAUGCCAAUGACAAAACCGAGAACGCCAGUCCGGAGGGUCCUUCAGCAGAGCCGCCCCCCCCAGCGGACCCUCCACCCUUCACCGAGAAGCCCAGGAUCACUCUGCCUUCGUGCUGUGUUUACCUCGCGUGGUUCUUGGUUUUUGCCACCUCAGGCGUGUCCUCGUUCUUCAUCGUGUUCUACGGCCUGACAUACGGCUACGAGAGGUCGAUAGAGUGGCUGUUCGCGUCCUUCUGCUCAUUCUGCCAGUCCAUUUUCCUGGUGCAGCCGUCAAAAAUCAUAAUCCUGUCAAGCAUCCGCUCCAACAGGCCCAAGUACUGUAAAAACCUUCCGUGGGUCAGCAACUAUCGCUACAGCGAGAUCCGGCUCCAGGACCUCAGGCUGCACCCGGAGGAGAUGCGCAUGCGACACAUGCAGGUCGCCCACCUUCGCAGCACCAGCAUGUACCAGCCUCUCACCAGAGACGAAAUCAGGAUAUUCAAGAGGAGGAAGAAGGUCAAGAGGAGAGCUUGGCUGUUCCUGAGCUACGGCCUGACUCACUUCGUCUUCCUAGCCCUUCUGCUGAGCCUCUCCGCCCUCCUCCAGCACACCGACAGCUUCCGCUACAACCAGUUCAUCCGCGGCCAGUUCUCCGUGGACCUGGCUGCAGUGACCACGCUGGACGACAUCUACAGGUGGCUCGACAGCGUGCUGCCGCCGCUGUUCCACAACGACCGGACGCCGACGUUUCUCCCCGACAGCUCCUCUAAAAUCCUCGGCCUGCCGCUGAUGAGGCAGGUGAGGGCAAAGCUCAGCAGGAAAGUUUGUCUGUCCGCCAGCCGUGUGCCUCCAAACAGCAUCGAAGGAGAGAUUCACUGUCAUCCCAAGUACGGCACCGACCUCGAAGACACAGACAACUACUCCGGCUCUUGGAAGAAAGUCGGCAAGCAGGUGGCCGACAAGAACACCAAAGGGUUUACUUACAAGCCUCCAGAAAAGAGGUGGGUGUACCACUCCUACGGACUUCUUCACACCUAUGGGUCGGGGGGGUACGCGUUCUACUUUUUCCCAGACCAGCAGCGGUUCAAUUCCACGGUGAGGCUCAAGGACCUCCAGAGCAGCGGCUGGCUGGACGAGAAGACGUGGGCUGUGAUUCUGGACCUGACCACCUUUAACCCGGACGCCAGCCUGCUCUGCAGCGUCUCGGUCCUGUUCGAGGUCUCCCAGCUGGGCGUGGUGAACACAAGCAUCUCUGUGCACUCCUUCUCCUUGGCCGACCUGGACAGGAAAACGUCAGCAGAGGUCUACCUGUACGCGGCCGUCCUCGUGUUCUUCCUGGCCUACGCCGCCCACGACGUGUACAUCAUAACCCAGGAGAGGGCCUCCUACGUGACCAGCGUGCAUAAUGUCCUCAACUUCGCCCUCAAGUGCCUCUUCGUCGUGUUGAUUGCGCUGUUUUUCAGGAAAUACAUCCUGGCCACCGGCAUCACUCACCUGUACGCAUCGAACCCGGUGGAUUUCAUUCCCUUUCACGCCGUGUCUCAAGUGGAUCACGCCAUGAGGGUCACUCUGGGUUUCCUGCUGUUUCUGACCAUCUUGAAGACCCUCGGGUAUUUCAGAUUCUUUUAUGAAGUGCGCCUGGCUCAGCGGGCCAUCUGGAUCGCCCUGCCCGGCAUCUGCCACGUGGCGCUCCUGGUGUCCCUGUGUCUCUUUGUGUACGUGGCUUUCGGCCACCUGGUGUUCGGGCAGCAUGAGUGGAACUACAGUAACUUCAUCGACGCCACUCAGACAGUCUUCUCCUACUGCGUCUCAGCUUUUCGCAACACAGACUUUUCCAACAACAGGGUCCUCGGGGUCCUGUUUCUCUCCUCGUUUGUGCUGCUGCUGAUCUGCGUGUUGAUCAGCCUGUUUAAGGCCGUGAUUCUGCCCGCCUACGAGGACAUGAGGCAGCCCGUGUACGAGGAGCCGUCCGAGGAGGUGGAAGCCAUCGCCUACCUGUGCGGCAAGCUCAGGGCUCUGCUCGGCGUCCUGUGCUUUCGGCCCAAGGCCCCGAAGGAGCCUGUGUUGUUUGCGGACAUGCUCUACGGGAAGCCAGAGGCGCACAGCCGCCGCUACCUGGGGCUGAAGACCAGGCGCAUCAACGAGAGGAAGAUGGUGUACCUGGUGGUGUGA
This is a messenger RNA of Molossus molossus (Pallas's mastiff bat), 6813 nucleotides long. It is a transcript of the gene PKDREJ, whose product is annotated as polycystin family receptor for egg jelly. Gene Ontology annotation, biological process: detection of mechanical stimulus. NCBI's taxonomy places the organism in Eukaryota, Metazoa, Chordata, Mammalia, Chiroptera, Molossidae. Gene Ontology annotation, cellular component: membrane. The record is from RefSeq and is a predicted model, not a curated record. The coding region runs from base 1 to 6813 and encodes 2270 amino acids. The transcript has 2 exons. Gene Ontology annotation, molecular function: calcium channel activity; protein binding.